Amphimedon queenslandica is the source of this 857-nucleotide messenger RNA. RefSeq lists its product as uncharacterized. The coding region runs from base 42 to 659 and encodes 205 amino acids. The transcript has 4 exons. Lineage: Eukaryota; Metazoa; Porifera; Demospongiae; Haplosclerida; Niphatidae. The record is from RefSeq and is a predicted model, not a curated record.
CUCAGCCACAAACACGUUUAAUCGUUUAUCUGUUCUCACACAUGCAAUGUGUAGAAGUAGAGCUGAUGAGGAUGACUCAUGACUGGCUCCUUGAUGGCAGGGGGAGGAGGAGGAAGGAAAGAAACUGGACUGUGACUUUUUGCAGUUUCUUUUUCUGUCUAUUGUAUUUAGUGGCUCUGGCAGGGGUACUUGUUUCUGUUAGUUGUUUUGGUGCAGUCCAGCGUAAAUGUGGUAAUGAUAUAUACUGCAUUUUGAACAUUGGAGGUGAUGUGAUCCUGGCUUUGCUUUGUCUUGUACUUUUGGUUAUAUCACUAUUCCAAAUAAUGCAUGGAGUAUGGAGUACCUGCACUUUGUUGCUACAGUUUCUGGUACUGAUUUUUGGACUGUUACUAGCUAUAGUUCUGCUUGCAUACUUAAUAGCAUGUAGCACAGGCAAAAAAUCAUGUGUUCCCAAAGAUAAUGAUGGCAGUUACAUUUAUAUGUCACAGGGUGCUCUGUCAGUGUGCUUCUGUGCACUCUUUGCAUCACUGGCUAUGCAGACACUCCUCCUGUGUUGCUGUAGGAAAAGGACUCGCUCAACAAGUCAAGAACUAGACGAUAAUAACUGGAUUGAUAAUGAUCGCAUCAUGAAAAGGAAGAAGUAUGCUGAUUUUGAUUGAACUUUUGCUGCCUUGAUUCUUUUUUGAAGAAACAGAUUCUUCCUCAUACAUGUCAUAAUGUGUACAAUUUAACUUAGUUUAUACACAAUUGCUAUUUUUGGUAUAAAACUUUCGUCUUUUUGACUAUAAACAGAGUCAAAAUAAUAAUAAUAAUAAAUAUAAUAAUGGUGUUUAUCAUAAUAUAAUUCACACUAUCUA